UUCAGCUGUUUGUUUCGAGGUUUAAAUGUGGUGAAUUUCAGCAUGUUGGGAAUAGAUGACACUGGGACACUGUGUGAUCAACAUGCAUCCUCGGGUAGGCUAUUUGGAUCCGCUUUAUUGCUCCCUGGAAGCCUAUUUCAGGUACUUUCCACACUGCUCCACAGAGAGGAGAGCAAUAAAUGCUCAUCUUUAUCAGGAAACGGCUUUGAAUCGGCCUCGUUGUUUCAUCUUAACGUCAGCACAGUAAGCGGAACCGUGAGGAACUUCUCCAAACCUUCUGUUGUUUGUGUUUCAGAAUAAAGGUCUCUUGGAGUAAAGAACGGCGGGCUCUGUCAGGUGCGUGCCUCAGGUUGAGUUUGAACUCGUGCCUAGCGCCACUAAUCAGUCAUCACUUUGCCACCGUGAAACUGAGUUAACACUGAGCUGACUGUAGGAGCGCGCAUGCCCCAAACAGCUGCCUGACUUUGAUGUUCGGAGGCUUUGGGCUUGCCUCACCGUUUAAGCCCAAUUAGUCAUUAAUCAAUUCCAUUCCACUCGCUGCAUGAUUCUGCUUCAGGUUUUGGCUCUAACAGGCUCAGUGCCGGAGAUGCUGUAGCUCACACUGCCGCUAGAAGAAACGCCGAGGUCUUCCGACUCCACCGGAGCUCCAGAGUGCCGCUCACGGAGCGGAACUGUUCGCGAUCAGCGGAUGAAUGGGACUUUGCGCUGGACCCCGAGCCCGGCUUUGCGCGAAGGUGUGGCGCACAGGCGGUGAGGAAAAGUCCUUUCUUUCUCUGAGAGGCGCGGAGGAGAGCGCACUGCUGUGAGGACGCGAGGCUGAGAGCGGCAGAUGUCAGUCCCAGACGCCGCAGCUGCUGUGCCACUGUGCCGGACGCCCGUUGUCGCUUUCUCCUGUUCGUCACCCACUGCUCCCAGCGCGUCCACGUCCCUCGGGGGGAGAUUUCGGACGGCUGUGAGGGAGUGCUGCUGCAGACACUAACGGGGAAUGCCAUGUGUCGCCGCGCGACAUAGGAGCUCUUUGUGGGCUGUUCUGCACCGUGGACAGGUGGUGCCCCGUGUGUGUGUGUCCGUGUGUGCGCUCACACUAGCAGGGGGUUCGGACAGUUGUCUGGGGGAUGUCAGGCCAGCGUACGAGAUCAGCGUUUGCCAGAGACAGGUGCGGCAGGGAGGAGUAGUUUCCAAAGCCCUCCACCGGAUCUGGUAACGCAGUAACGAGCUCGCUCUCGGAUAUUUUGUACCCAGUGAGGAGACACAACGGACUCGCGCUGCUUUCACUCUUCUUGUCCCUGAUAGUGAGAGACUCUGCAGUUGGGUUGCUAUGGCAGCUGUGGCCCCUUCCUACUUCUUCCUGCUGUGUUGGCUGCUGCGAACGGCUAGCUCGGCUUUCCCGGAGGAACCAGGGCCCCUGAACUUCAUCCCUACAGAAGUGGUGAGAAGAUACCCCGUGUUUCUGGGCCGACCGCACAAAACGUGGCUGAGACAAGAGCCUCUGCACGUCCAGAGGAUCCUGCAGGUCAAUCGGACGCUCUACAUCGGAGCGAGGGAUGACCUUUUUCGUGUGGAGCUGGACACCACUGCAGGAGAUGAGAUGUUUUACAACAAGAAAAGAACGUGGGAGUCAAACAAGAACGACAUCCGGAUCUGCAGGAUGAAGGGCAAACAUGAGGAUGAAUGCCGUAACUUCAUCAAAGUGCUGCUCAGCAGAAACGGAGGCUUGUUUUUGUGUGGAACCAACGCCUUCAACCCGCUGUGUGCCAACUACACUGGAGACACUCUGGAGAUGCUGGGAGACACAGUCAGUGGGAUGGCCCGGUGUCCCUAUGAUCCCAAACACGCCAACGUAGCUCUGGUCGCAGAGGGGAAUCUGUUUACGGCCACAGUGACGGACUUCCUGGCCAUCGACGCGGUGAUCUACCGUAGCCUCGGGGACAGUCCUGCUCUGCGCACCGUGAAGCACGACUCCAAGUGGUUCAGAGAGCCGUAUUUUGUCAGUGCCGUGGAGUGGGGACCUCACAUCUACUUCUUCUUCAGAGAGAUAGCCAUGGAGUUCAAUUACCUGGAGAAGGUGGUGGUGUCACGCGUUGCCCGGGUAUGCAAGCGGGAUCAAGGCGGGUCUCAGCGCGUCCUGGAGAAGCAGUGGACGUCGUUCUUAAAGGCCCGUCUGAACUGCUCCGUGCCCGGCGAUUCCCACUUCUACUUUAACCUGCUCCACUCCACCAGCCCCAUCAUCAGGAUGCACGGCAGGGACAUCGUCCUGGGGGUGUUCUCCACACCAGCCAACAGCAUUCCAGGUUCGGCGGUGUGCGCCUUUGACAUGGAGCAGCUGGCUGCUGUGUUUGAUGGAAGGUUUAAGGAGCAGAAAUCACCAGAGUCUAUUUGGACGCCUGUUCCAGAUGAAGUCAUCCCAAAACCAAGACCCGGUGGUUGUGCCGUUCAAGGAUCCAAGUUUAAUUCCUCCAACUCCUUCCCCGAUGAGAUGUUAAAUUUUGUGAAGACCCAUCCUCUGAUGGAUGAAGCAGUCCCAUCACUGGGACAACGACCCUGGAUAGUGAGAACCAUGGUCAGGUACCAGCUGAAUAAGAUUGUGGUGGAUACCGAGGCCGGGCCCUACAGAAACCGCACCGUGCUCUUCCUCGGCUCAAGCAGAGGGACCAUCCUCAAGUUUCUCAUCAUGCCCAACCAGGACAAUACCGUUACCAAUAGCAACAUCUUCCUGGAAGAACUGGAGGGCUUCAACCCCGAUAAGUGUGCUGAGGACUCUCUGCAGGCCAGGCAGCUGUUGUCCCUGACUCUAGACCGGAUGAGCCACACUCUGCUCCUCGCCUUCCCGUCCUGUGUGGUCAGAGUACCAGUGGCACGAUGCCAGCUUUAUUCCCGAUGCAUGAAGAACUGCAUCGCCUCCAGGGACCCUUACUGUGGCUGGACCAGAGGAAGCACCUGCUCUUUCCUCAGACCUGGAACCAGACUGCCUUUUGAGCAAGAUGUUGAACAUGGAAACGUGGACCACUUGGGCGACUGUGACGGAAUUCUGCUCCAAGAGAGUUUCAUGGAGGAGCCCGAUGGCCUCGUGUCCGUAAACCUCUUAGUGGUGUCUGCUGUUUCAGCUUUUGCAACAGGAGCCGUCCUUUCUGGUCUCACCGUCUGCUGGAUCAUGAGUCACCGGCACCGCCACUCUCGCGGCUCCGGAGCCGGCGGCGCCCGGCGCAAAGGCGACAAAGAGCAAAGCAUGCUGGGACAAGGCCGCAGCGGGUCGGUGAUGAGCGUGACGAGAACCAGCGGCGGGGAGCGGCGCUGUUCACAGGCGGACAACCCCUUCGUCACGCCCAACGGCUGGCCUAAAGGAGAGAUGGACCCCGGCUUGCUGCCCACGCCCGAGCAGACCCCCCUGCAGCAGAAACGGGGUGUACGUCUCCCGGACACCGAGUGGGACCAGAGUCAGACCUUCCUCACUGCCGUUGGGACUCCCUGCCCUAACAACUCCGUCAUCUACCUGAGCUCCAAGUUCCUGCACGGUGGUGGAGGCGGCGGUGGUAUGGUCCGGAUAGAUGACCCAGGAGAGGUGGUGCUGCCUCCACACACAGAACGCCAUCGCUACCUGAUCCUCGCCACGCAGAGAGGGGAGCACGGUAGCAAUCGCCCCACCGGUGCGCUAAGGAACUCAGCAGGAGAAUACAUCUACCCUGCCACGCCGCAGGACUCCCCCGACCGACGGAGGGUGGUGUCCGCUCCCACUCCCCACAUGGACUACGGGGAGCCUCGCUGGAGUCAUGAGGCGCUCAACUACAACAGCAACAAUGGCGCACCCUAUCACCCUCAGCGCCAGGGCCUCAUCAGGCCAGACAUGCACGGGCCCCGAGGGCUGGGAGAACUGGCUGACUUCAGCCAUCUUCUAGGAAAGAGCGUGGGCGAGCGCAACCCCAGUGGCCAGUGAGGCGACGCAGACGAGCCCUGACGCCAACCCCUUCCCUCCAACAGCAAACUGGAAUCAAACAACCCUCAGAUUCACUGUCCCGGUCCAACCUUACCCUGUCUGUCCUCUCUCACUGUCAUUCAAUGUUCAGACAUCACUCAGCUGACUAAAGAGAGGGACAAAGAGAGAGAGCUGACAAAGAGGAGACAACUCUCUGUACAUCUCCGUUCCUCCGUUCGUAAUCCGAGGUGCACGCCUCGGCUCUGUUGGUGGAUCCAACCGCAGAGCGUGACUUUGACUCCACGGGACGACCGGCGAGCUAAAAAGAGGGGUGCGGAGAACGAAGGCUCUUCAUAGAAGGACAGUGUGGAGAUUAAAAAAACAAACAAAUAAAAUGACAAUUUGGCUUGCAGCACCAAAUGUGAAAGGUCUCCCUCCACCAUUCUGUUCACUGUUUUAACACCACGGAUCUUCUUUAAGUGUGAAAUCACGUUUCUGCUUUGGUUUGUUGAUGCCGGUGGCGUCCAGCAGACAACCAUGUGCUUUUCUUUGGACUCGAACUGAUGUCGCUGUCAAAGGGCCGCGACUCUCAGCCAAUCACGCUGUGUGUAUGUGCGAAUACGUGUGGCCACGACAACCCCAGCCAGCGUCCUGUCUUAACUGUGAAGUACACCUGUAUAAUGACGAUGGUAAUAACAUUGUUUUCUUUUUAUAACCAAUCACAGAGAGACAGACGGAUUUUUAUCAAGUGUCUACUUGAGGCUCUUUGUGUUCACCAAUCGGAGGUUUGGAUGGUUGGUUGAUCGGUGGCUAGUGAGGAGGUCGGACUCGCUCUGUGAAAGUAAAAAAAAAGAGCAAUAAUGAGCAAGAUAUAUAUAAGGAUAAAGAUAAAGCCAAUUUAAUUUGAUAUUUUUAUAUCAGCAUUUUCUCAGCAAGGAAAACCGAAGCUUCGAGACGUCGGAAAGGCUCUGGGAAAAAGGAACAGUAUCUCCACUCCACCCCCCUCCCUUGCUGCCUCUCAGUAUGCCUGGGUCUGUCUGACCUGACCCGAGGCCUCCCCGGGCUCCGCAGUUCAUUUGAAGGAGGGAAUGUGAGCUCUGACUGUCUGCCCGGCCGCUUGGGAGCUCCAUUCAGCCUCUUCUGUCCGACACUGAGACUCUUUGUGCCCCAGAGGCGGGAGGAGACUGCGGCAACAAAUAACCGUUAAGAGUCAAGGACCUAGCCCACCGACAUAGCCCGGCGGAAUAUCAAUGAGGAGGACAGCAGCUCCAUCCGUCACGAGAGACACAGCGACUGGGCCCGGGCAUCUCUCGCGCCUCAUGCACACUAGCGAUUCACUGGUUUGCCGGGACAGGGAGGAGCUGAGGGGCUGAAGCUGGGGCUGAGGCCAGAGUAGGGGCACUGCUCGCUGUUCACAAUGGUCAUCCCUUGUGGCUCUGUCCCUUUCUUGCUCUCAGUGUGUUUCCCAACAAUAGCAGGAUAAAGAAAACAGACGGGCAUGGGUAUAUUGGGGUGUGGAGUUACUCUUUCACUGCGUUGUCUGAUCUUUUGAUGUUUCCUAUUUUCAUCAGCUCUCAUCUGUCCUCGAUUCAAACGUAGAUAGCUUCAUCUGGGUCAUACGUUCGUAAAGGUGGUGUUUUUAUGAGUGUGUGAGUCUCUUAGGGCUUGUAUACAUGAAUGUGUUACUCAUAUUGAGUGCAACAAAACAGCUCAUUCUCGCCCUGCUUUUCUUUUCUCUGUUGAACCAUUAAUGACCGUCUAACACUCACAAAUGCAUGUUAACAAUGUCAGAGCCCUGCGUGGGAGCGCUGUAUGCUAUAGAAUACGUUUAAACCAUUAUACCGCGCACAAAGAAGCGAGUUAAAAUGGACGAGCUAGGUUUUCCGCUUUAAAUUAUAGAUGCUAUCAACAUACACAAGACACACAUCUUUUGGUCCUGACACCAAACGACCCUUUUUCUAUUCAGAUCAGUGGUUUUUCCAUCAAAGCGGGACGCAUGCCCGCCCAGAAACUUUAAGCUACCUUAUAGGACCUCCAGGGUUACAACAGCUCGUCAUUGGGGCAGUACUCUCUGAUGUACUGUCAUUGUGCCCUGGAGGUUUGUAGCUUACAGAGACCAGUCCAGCACCUCAGUUUCAUACCUUAAUGCAGCAGUCCAAUAAAACUAUUAAUCAACACGAAUGUCUUUGAACUGUGGAAGAAGCUGCAGCACCUGGAGAGAAACCCACACAGGCACAGGAAGAACAAGCACGCAAGCUAGAUCCAAAAAAUGCUUUUCAUUUCACUUUGAUUUAACAGUUUGGUAUUUCUUAUAUUAAACUCCAGAAGAGAAGGUCCUGUGAUUAGACCCGAGGAGGUAGACUGCACUUGUGGAGACAGAAAAGCUUUUUCUUUGUACCCACACCUUUCAGCUCUCUGAGGAUUUAUGGCACCAUUUCCAAAGAUUUUCAGUUUGUUUUCUGCCUUAAAACCUUCGAUCGAUCUCACUGCAGGGGUCGUUUGCAUGUUCUGACUGUGCCUUACUCCAGGUUCUCUGGCUUUUUCUCAAAUGCAUAUGUUUUAGUUUGACUGGUGAUUCUAGUGUGUCUGUGACUGUUUGUCUGCCUGUGUGCGUGAGCCCAGCCUCUCACCUGAAGUCAGCUCCAUUCUCACGUCUGGUAUCGUACAUCGUCAGUUUCUGCUGCAGCUUCUUGCAUUUUUUCACCUUUUUUCUUUUACAAAAUAAGUAAUAAACUUAGUUCGAGCGCAUAGAAACACAUGCAGGCAUAUUUUGAACAAGAACCGUGUGAUCCAAGAAGCGUAAACAGAAGCAUAAAUCUGACCCGACACUCGAUACCACCUGACAGUGUUCAGCUCCGCAGACACAUUUCUGUUGAGGUUUAAUACCCAGCCCUAACAAAUGUACAGCCAGGCUUGACGUAAUAUAUGAGACAGGCCAGUGAAAGAGAUUUACGAAGACAAGGACAGAGGAGGAGGUCAAGCAGGCAAACGUGAUGUUACUGCAUUACCGCCUCGCCACCACAUUAAAGCAGUGUAUUCUUUACACAUUCCACCCUGAAACAGGUCAUUAGUACUGAGGAUAGGAAGCUCUCCACCAGCCAGGACGCCGCUCGUCUCUCUCCCACCGCCGGGUCUGCGUGUGUGUGCCCACGAGGCCUCUCUGUCUCGCUCGGCGUGCCCAGCGAGGCGUCUCCUCGCUCCGCAUCUCCUCCGGUUUUUUCGCUAAACAUGCUUGAUUAGGCAAAGUACAUUCCCGGCCCUCUAAUGGCCUGAUGAGCCCCUGAGAAGAUUACUGCAGACACAUCAGCCCUGAGAGGGAGGCGCUGUUCAACCAGCUCCGCUAACCACCAGCAGAUCACACACACACACACACUCGCGUGCAAACGCACAAAAAGGACCUUUAACCAAAUUUGGGGCACAAUUGAAUUAGGAUCCGCUCUGACUGGUGUACAUGUUACUUUACUGACUGCAUAAUUUGAUUACCUUAGUUCAACAUUACACCGGAGCUAAAAAAUUCACGUGGACCUCAUGAGUGCUCUGUUUAUUAAAGCCAUCAUCCUCCCCUUUCUUUGCAUACUUCAUGUCAUUCCCGUUCCUCCUCACCGAGCAGCUGCACUUCUUCUCCUUUUCUUUAAACCCUUUGAUUGUUAGCAGACUCUGCCAGCCCAGCUCUCAUUGCACUUGUCACUAUUAAAGGUUAGCUGGUUAAUUUAAUGAUUCAGUAACAGAAACAGAAAUCAAAGUACCCUCCACUUUAUUUCACAUUAAAUCCUUGAUGCGUAACAGUUUUUAGACAUUUCCGUAAGCUCUCAUGUGGCAAAUUGCUUUCUUUUUCCUAUAAGGGCUUUUGUUUUGUUUUAUUUAAAUGUAGCGUAUACUGCCUCCAGUCCUGCAAACACACACACACACACACAUUCUUCCUCUUUAUCUCUGCUCUGCACGAAUCAACACACACAUAAAAUUUCCAUCUCUGUCUUUGUGACCCAGCCAGUCUGUGAUUUUAUUUAUUAAGAUGUGUGUGCGCGCACUCGCUGAAGAGACCAUACCUUUGUGUGUUGGGGUUGUUUGUGCCGUGUGGCCCAGUCACGUGAUGCCCCCCAGCCAGUAACUGCCAUUUUGCCCCACGGUGCUCCAGUGCGCUGUCCGUGCUUUAUGCCCCAGAAAAGGUCCAGGAAGGAGGCUAACUCGCUUGAAAUCCAGCGAUGCACGGGGAUGUGGUGAAACGAGACUGCACCUCCUCGGCCAACAUGCGAGAAGAAAAAGCACAAACGGCAAAAACAAAAUCAACGUUUGCAUUUUUGUAAAGUUGUAGAUGUAUUUAGUCGGCGCUGACCAUUUUUGUCAUGUUUGCUUUUUUCUAUUGUUUGUUUCUGUGGUAGAUACUUGGUUUUAAGAUUUCUAUGGAAUAUUACUGUAUAUGAUUUCAAUUCUCUGAUGUGCCCGAUUUGAUGAUGACAAUGAACCCGAUGACUAUCAUGACGAGCAGUACUGUGAGCAGCACCCAGGUGUUGCGUCCUGUUUGGAUCUGAAUGUGAAUGUGAAUCGGAAGAAGAAGAGGAGGCAGAGCGAAUUAACCACAAAGACCGAGCUUUGGGAGGAGGCCGUUCUCCUCCAAAGCGAAGGAGUCCUGCAGCUCUCACCGGAGACCGGCCCGAGGCCUCGGGGGCGGGCUGUCAUCGGAUGACAACACAUGUCCCUGCUACGUGUACAUAACCUUGAUGCUUACAUGUAAUUUAAGUGCAGUAGCUGCAUGACGGCAAAGCCUCCGUGUGUGUACAGAAGUAGCGACGUGUGAAUUUGUACAGUACAUGCAAGUGUGUGUGCGCUUGUGUCCGCGAAGAAACCUGUCCGUCGUCACGCCAAAAGCAACACGUGCAUGCACCCUACGACAACUGCGCAGGACACACAAACACAAAGGCCACACUCAUACGACCACACAGACAUGCUCCAGCAGUUGUUCGCCAUGUCGCCACAUUGUCCCGAGCUCUGCCUGUCACUCCGCAUGGAGACUUUACUCUGUGUCAACUUUCUUAUUCUAAUAAACCACUCAGACAUGGACUUCA
Molecule: messenger RNA, 8973 nt
Organism: Maylandia zebra (zebra mbuna)
Lineage: Eukaryota; Metazoa; Chordata; Actinopteri; Cichliformes; Cichlidae
Gene: sema6bb
Product: sema domain, transmembrane domain (TM), and cytoplasmic domain, (semaphorin) 6Bb
Biological process (GO): neural crest cell migration; axon guidance; positive regulation of cell migration
Cellular component (GO): plasma membrane
Molecular function (GO): chemorepellent activity; semaphorin receptor binding
Source: RefSeq, a predicted model, not a curated record